Molecule: messenger RNA, 1480 nt
Organism: Hordeum vulgare subsp. vulgare (domesticated barley)
Lineage: Eukaryota; Viridiplantae; Streptophyta; Magnoliopsida; Poales; Poaceae
Product: ATG8-interacting protein 1-like
Exons: 3
Coding region: 155-862 (235 amino acids)
Cellular component (GO): intracellular membrane-bounded organelle
Source: RefSeq, a predicted model, not a curated record
UUGUUCUUCGCCGCCGGCGUUCUUCGCCGGAUCUGACCGGGUGCGGAAAAGCAAGCCAGUCCCCAAAUCCCAACUACAAAAAGAGCAGUUAAUCUCCUCUGGCUCUGGCUGCUACCGUAGAUCUAGCCCUCUUUUCGUUCUUGGUUUUGUGGCCAUGUCUGACAGCGAGAAAGAGGUGCCAGCCACAGACGGAGCCGCGUCCCGGGGGGCCGACUGGGAGGUGGUGACCCUCACCGCGUCCACCUACGCCGCGGCGCCCGGCGGACCCCAAGGAGCAGCAGAGGGCAAGAGGCUCGGAGAGGGCAGCAAAGACAGCCAGGGAACGCUGCUCAUGUCGGACCACUUCGUGUUCCCCCCCAGCGAGCACGAGAACCUGCCCAUAGAGACCGCCCUUCUCGAGCCUCAGGAAAGCACCAGCGUGGACGCCGCCGCCGCCGCCUUCAAGAAUGUCGGUGGGGGCUACGAUGAUGAUGGGUCCGAGACGGUCAAGUACUAUGACGAGGGCAAGAGCCUGUCGGUACAUGAUGCCGAGAUGAUGAUGGGUGACGUGGCUGAGUUCUACGCAGAAGAUGACGGCCGUGGUUUCGUUGUUUUCCAUGAUGAUGAUUCCCAGGACAAGUCUGGUGCGCCUCAGGACACCAGUGGCAGCAGCAAGGGCCGCGGCUCUGGUGCCCCCUGCCAGUGCUGGCUGAAGAAGCACAUGUCAUGCCUGUAUGACCAAGCUAAGGAGACCAACACUAUCUGGGGUGCGGUUGUUGUUGCUGCCCUGGUUGGCCUUGUCAUCUUGUGGCGCAAGGACAAGUUGCACAUGAGCUGCCUUAAAUGGCGCUCCCGCUCGGCAGUCAGUUUAUGUGGUACAUAAAGUGGGAUUCUUACCCAAUUUGUAUGAUGUGAGUGGUUAGUCUGCCUAAAAGUGGUGGAGGCUAUUUCAGCACCUUAGAUAUCAAGUUAGUUUACACUUUACACCGGCAGUGUGCCAAGUUUCUUUCUUUUGCAACAUUAGGACAUCCAAUUCUCAUCUCUAUCUAAUGCAACAUGUUUGCUGUCAUGUUUAUAUUUACAGUGGAAUACUCCGUAGUAUCAUUUUCUUAACUUUUUAUGCAGUCAGUAAAUUGGUUCUUGUCAUUAAAAUUGUUAACAUAUCAUCAUUGUUAGUAUCAUAUGGGAACCUUCUUGUAUUAACAUUUUUGUAUCUCAUCAUUGUUAGUAUCAUACAAGUCUUCUAUGUGGGAAACAUACAUACAGUUUACCUAGGUCCUUAACCUGUAACAGUGUCCUAACUGUUCAGACUAUUUCCUUUAACAAGCUAUCAAGUACGUAAAAAGCAAUAUGAUAGAUAUACUACUACCUUCUUUCUUAUGUUUCUAUUAUAUUAGAUCACACUGAUAUCGUCUUGAUGACAGAAUAUAUAUUAGAGAUGAUAAUUCCUGAUGUCCGUUGCCUUCUGUGAAUCGUUACGUCUUUUGUUGCUAACCAAGGC